AUGUCUGCAUGGGACAAGACUCCAUUUGCCGAUCGAGCCGCCUUCCAGUUCAACGACAAUAUCCAGCGAAGAGGUGGCAUAUGGGCUGGGAGCAUAGAAUGGAACAGCGCGCCCGGCCGAUCAUUAUCACGAGACGAUUACCAACCUCCAUCAAGAACUCCAUCAACCAAGUCACGAUCACCAGUCGAACUUCCAGCAGCGCCACUCUUCCGCGACGCAACAUCAUCAUGGAGUCCACCGGCUUCACCGACUACACUAACACCUCCAGACUCACCAAGCGUGGAUUCCGCUUGCGUAGUACCAUCACCAACACUCGUCUCCGUGCCACCCAAGGAGAAGCGGAAGCUGGGCGACCGACUCUACGCCGCCUCCUGUGCAGGUGAUCUCGAGCACAUCAAGCUCCUGCUAUCACUGGGCGCUGAUGUGAACUCUCGCACCAUCAUCCCAGCUCUCUACGAAUCCUUCAAGCCCGCGAAAGCCGGCUCGCUCUCGCCAUUAGCCGGCGCAACAGGGCAUGGCCAACUCGACGCCGUCAAGUAUCUCCUCGCUCAAGGCGCCAAGCUGAACCCGACUGUGAACGAGUCCUCCAGCUCACCGCUCCACAAGGCCAUUCGCGCAGACGAUAUGCACAUGACUCGGUAUCUACUAGAACUAGGAGCGGACGUCAACAGCUUCAACGCCUACAACACUACACCCCUGAUGUACGCAGUAAAGUACGGCUCUUCGCCUAUGGUCUCUUUGAUCCUAAGCUACAAGCCAGACUUCAACCAGCGAUCCUUCAUCGGUGCCUGUGCGACCCACUGGGCUGUCUGGCCGAACCGAGGCGAGAUCAUGGAAUUGCUGCUCGAAGCCGGAGCGGACAAGGAUCAGACACAAGCGGAUGGGAGUACGGUCUUGCACUGCGCGGUCCAAGCUGAGAAAGCCGAGAUCGUGGAGGUGCUCCUGAGAUGGGGAGCUGAUCCUUUGCGGAAGAACGAUGAGUGGGAGACUCCGCUUGGUGCGGCGGAGAGCGGCUCUAAUCAGGAGAUCUUGUCCAUGAUGAAGGUUGCUGUGAAGAGUAGAAGAUGA
Messenger RNA from Recurvomyces mirabilis, 1068 nucleotides. RefSeq lists its product as uncharacterized. The record is from RefSeq and is a predicted model, not a curated record. Lineage: Eukaryota; Fungi; Ascomycota; Dothideomycetes; Mycosphaerellales; Teratosphaeriaceae. Gene Ontology annotation, molecular function: protein binding. Gene Ontology annotation, cellular component: nucleus; cytoplasm. Bases 1 to 1068 code for a protein of 355 amino acids. The transcript has 2 exons.